AUGCAGCGAGCUACCUCGCAGAGCUCACCUCUCUUCCUCUCGCUGACUUGGAAGCUCAGCCGACCGAAUUAUCAUCAUCAUUGGCACAGCUCACGAACAUCUUCUCUGUCAUCGCUAUCCUCAUCCUUGGAUGCUCUCAUCUCAUACCUCCCAGCCUUCGAGAACUCUGCACGUUCCAUCGCGAAAGACACACGCGAAAUGAAAAAGGAGCGACGCAAAGCCGCACUCGUUCUCGAGCAUGAUGGCAAGCUCUACGCCGUGCUGUCCCUACUCCUCUUGCUCGAUUUCUGCGUCAGGAACCACAACUAUGCCGAUGUGCUCCUUCUCGCACUCCGCUCCAAUUCCCUCUCCUAG
Molecule: messenger RNA, 354 nt
Organism: Laetiporus sulphureus 93-53
Lineage: Eukaryota; Fungi; Basidiomycota; Agaricomycetes; Polyporales; Laetiporaceae
Exons: 1
Coding region: 1-354 (117 amino acids)
Cellular component (GO): COG complex
Source: RefSeq, a predicted model, not a curated record